AUGGGUCUCACGCAAGAGCAAAUUGCCAUCAUCAAGGCCACUGUGCCUGUCUUGCAGAUUCAUGGCAAGACCAUCACGACCGUGUUCUACAAGAAUAUGCUCGCUGCACACCCCGAGCUCAACACCGUCUUCAACACUGCCAACCAGGUCAAUGGCCACCAGCCCGUCGCUCUCGCUGGCGCCCUCUUCGCCUAUGCCUCCAACAUCGACAACCUGGGUGCUUUGAGCCCCGCGGUCGAAUUGAUCUGCCACAAGCACGCCUCCCUCUAUAUCCGGCCCGAGCACUACAAGAUCGUCGGCAAGUACCUCCUCGAGGCCAUGGGCGAAGUCCUUGGAGACGCCCUGACGCCCCAGAUCCACGACGCCUGGGGUGCCGCCUACUGGCAGUUGGCCGACAUCAUGAUCAAUCGCGAGGCCGACCUCUACAAGGAGGCAGACGGCUGGACCGAUUUCCGCGAGUUCCGCAUUGCCAAGAAGGUGCCCGAGUCGUCUGAGAUCACUUCGUUCUACCUGGAGCCUGUGGAUGGCAAGCCUCUGCCGUCCUUCCGCCCCGGACAGUACAUCUCCGUGGAGGUCUUCGUUUCGGAGCUCAACUACCCCCAGAGCCGCCAGUAUUCGCUCAGCGACAAGCCCGUGCCGGAAUACUACCGCAUCAGCGUCAAGAAGGAGGCCGGCCUCGAGCCCACCGAGCCCUCGGCCAAGCGCCACCCUGGCUACGUCUCCAACGUCCUGCACGAUCUCAAGAAGGAGGGCGACAUCGUCCGCGUCUCUCACCCCUUCGGUGAUUUCUUCCUCUCCGACGAGGAGAAGCAGAGCAGCAGCCCGAUUGUCCUCCUGGCCGCCGGUGUCGGUCUGACCCCGCUCACCUCCAUCCUUAACACCAUCCUCGACGGCCCCGAGGCCCAGACUCAGCGCAAGAUCACCUACGCGCACGGCGCUCGCACCUCUGCGGCCCGCGCCUUCCGCCCGCAGAUCAAGGAGCUGGCUGCCAAGGUGCCCAACCUGCACGCUAUCUUCUUCACCAGCCUUCCCGGCGCCGAGGAGAAGCAGGGCGAGGACUACGAUGUCGCGGGACGGCUGGACGUGAACCAGCUGGACAAGCAGAAGGACCUCUACCUGGACGAUGCGACCACCAAGUACUACAUCUGCGGUCCGACUGCGUUCAUGCUGGACGUGAAGCAGAAGCUGACCGCCGCGGGCGUCGCUGAUGAUCGCAUCAAGAUGGAGCUGUUCGGUACCGGUGGUAUUCCCGCCUAA
Molecule: messenger RNA, 1257 nt
Organism: Aspergillus aculeatus ATCC 16872
Lineage: Eukaryota; Fungi; Ascomycota; Eurotiomycetes; Eurotiales; Aspergillaceae
Gene: fhpA
Product: flavohemoprotein
Exons: 1
Coding region: 1-1257 (418 amino acids)
Biological process (GO): cellular response to nitrosative stress; nitric oxide catabolic process
Cellular component (GO): intracellular anatomical structure
Molecular function (GO): oxygen binding; FAD binding; heme binding
Source: RefSeq, a predicted model, not a curated record